GCAAGGACUGCGAGGAGUCAGUUUGUGAUUCAGUUCCGCCUAGUCAGUGUGUGUGCGACGUUAUUUUUAGUUCGUGUUUACGUGUCUCGUGUGUUUCUGCCUGGUAAACUUUUUUUUUGUAGUUUUUAGACAUUUCCCCACGCUUGGAUCGUCGUUUUGCACCUCUCCCACGAUAAGAUUAUUCCUCACGCACGCAGUUCGGCAGUUUCGGCUAGUUUAUAAAUAUCGAUGUAAAAAUCGAACGAAUAUGAGGGAAGAAGUAUGUGCCGCGGUUAAGUUCUUCGCCUGUUUCAUUGCGAAAAGUGAGACUUUCCCCAGGGAACAGCUGAGCAACUUUGAGAAACACCUCACCGAUCUUCUCAUAGAAAGAUUUGAGAAGCACUGGUUCCCGGACCUGCCCAGCAAAGGCCAGGGAUAUCGUUGUAUUCGUGUGAACGGCGUAAGUCCCGUUGAUCUCACGCUGGAAAUGGCCGCCAGCAAAUGCGGGCUCCGGUACACGGACCUGAGACUGCCCACCGAACUGACCGUGUGGGUGGACCCCAGCGAAGUAUGCUACAGACUCGGCGAAUCUGAAGGUUCGUACUGUACCCUAGCAACUUUCCCCUCGGAGAACUCCUCGAGGACGUCGUCGGAGUCAUCGUCCGCGUCGUCGUCGACAUCGACAUCGCCGAGGCCCGCGACGUCCCUCGACGGCAGUCCCUCGCCCAGCCCGGCAAGUACGCCGCCGCUCCAGCAGAGGGCGGGCAUCGGCCGCAAGAGCAACCACCACAGUUCCAAGCAGCAACUGAACCAAUCGCAGCAACAGCCGCGUCAUCCCGGAUUCAAGGGUUUCGAAUACGUGGCGCCCGUAUCGGGCGUCAAGUACCGGAACCAUCAGCAGGGCUACAUCCCGACGCCGUCGUCGUCGCUCAGAACGAAGCAGUCACCAAGAGAGAUGAACUUCAACUUCAAUCCGAAUCAUAGGCCCAUGUACAGAUGCGAUGGUCCCCCUUACCCGAUGGCGCCGCCCUUCUACAGGAACGUAAACUACAACAGGAACCACUACAAGAACGUCGUGAGGGUGUAGGGCGGGGCGUCGGCCCGGACCGCGCAGCCGCGUUUCGCAGUAGACGGCUAGAACGGGGAGGCGAACACGACGACGACGACAACGACCACCCCGCUCCACAUCCCUCUCCCAACAACCACUGUUCCGGUUAAUUUUUUUUCUCCCCCCAUUUGCUAUUUAGAUUGCGUUCACUGUGUAUAUGUAUAUUAGAAAAGUUAACUUUGAUAUAUGUGAUUUUUUGACGUGUGAUUUAAGGUAGUAGGAGCGGGCGCGUAGAUUUACCACAAGUACGGCAACGCUGCGGGUCGCUGGCAACCGCGUAAAAUGGUUUUCGUUAUCUGUGAUAGUGAAUGAUUCCGUUCGUCCGGACGAUGAUUGGUCGACCGGAUACGGAAAAGUUUUAGUACUAAACCAACCGGCCUAGUCAUGUCUACCUGUAUUUCCGUCCUUUUUCUCUUUUUUAACCAUUCUGUAGGGCGUUUCAUGUGUCAGCGGAAAUCGGGGGAACGAUAAACGCGUUAGCUCCGAAUAGUUCAUUUGCACCAGCUUCAAAAUCAAAAAUCCUGGACCAGCGAAUGCAAGAAAAUGAGUACUUGGUUUAUACUGUCGCCGUUUGCCUCGUGAAUUAUGUGGGAAAAAAACGUGAUCUCGAGUAGUUCAUUUGAACCAACUUCAUUGGUCUCGCGUUUUGAGGAAAAAACAUAAAUAUCUGGGGCGAGCGGGUGCCGGAAAAUUCGUUAGUUCGGGUUGUUCAUUUGCAUCAACUUUAUUGGUCUCGCGUAUCGAGCGAAAAAAACAGAUGCCUUAGGUCUCGGAAAGUGUUAGUUCGUUUGUUCCGUCGUUAUUGGACAGAUGACGAUAAACAGGUGUGAGUUUUAUUCGUUUGUCAAUAAUGGUUUACUUGUACAUACUGAUCUUUUUUUUCCUUGGCCGGCCCGGUUAAAAAAAAAACAAAUAAGACCCGAAGAGGUCAUCGGGUUGCCAGUGAUCCGCUGUGCUUUUUUUUAAGAUUAGGUCGUCAAUUUGACCCGCGACGCUCGACAACAGUAAUACGCACGCUAUAUUAGUGUGAGGUCAGAUAGCCAAGUUUGGUUGGUCGGUUGUUUGAGUUUUGUGUGUUUUUUUAAUUAGUUGAGACGCACGGAAUUCGUGUUCAUUUAUCAAUAGUGUACUAUAGAAUUAUUCUUUGUAAAUGUUAAGAUUGGAAAUGAAACGGGUUAAAAGAGUAUUUUAAUGAAAAUCCAAAUAUAACCUGCAAACAUUCAUAGGCCCAAUAACCUUUCAGGAAAUUUAUUAUCGAAACUGAUUAUUAGUAUCUCAGAUUUUAAUUUUCGAUAAAAUUGGGAUUGUAACACUAUUGUCAAGUAAUCACGAAUUUCGUUAAAAGUUUUUACUAAUAAUUGAGAACCGCAACAAAAACUGAAACACCUGUAAAAAAUUAUAUGGCGAAAAUCCGUUUGUUUGGAACCGCAACGCUGACAAUUACCAAACAAAAUUGCCAAUGUUACGUCAUCACUAAUAUUGGGAUUUCAAGGUAAGCGACACGCCACCUGGUGGUCACUUGUCAAAGUUCACUACAUUGACGGGCUGCUUGUAAAGCACUUGUCAGAAUAUUUUCCGCACUUUUACCGUGCAAAAUAAUAUGCACUGGAUUAAGAACUUCUUCUAUAAUGCACCUGGAAUGUUCAUUGUUUUCUUAGAUAUUCAGUUAGACUUAAUGUCAAUUAUUUGCAAGUAGAAAAAAAAGCACACUUACCGACUUCAAAUUAACAAAUUUCACUAAAACAAAGCUUGUUUAACUCUUCCUUUUUGUUUUUUUUUUCUUUUACACUAUUAAGCAACAAUUUAAACAAAAAUUGCAAUUGAAAAAAACUGCAAUUGAUUUAAGUUAUAAUGUACUGCACGGUGAUUCAGAUUCUUAUCGUUGCCUUCUUAUUUUGGAGUCCCAAUGGCGUGUUGUUCAGGUUCAGUCGGUCGACGUCGGUGCCGUAACGGACACGUGACGCAUUGGAAUUCAACGCAAGCCCAUUAGUCGAGCGCGACGCGCGUCUCUUGUCAAUUUAAGCGUUUUGUUUGUUGCGUGCGUACCUCGUCGAACGUUGCGCCUGCGUGUGAUGCGCGCGCAAGAAACAAAAACGAAUCGGCGGGUGAUUUCGCGCGCCGCCCUACGCUUGUCAGACUGAUAAAGGUGUAGCAGCACGUGUGUAUAUUCUUUGUUUGUAAAUAUUUUUACGGAGGAAGAUUAGUUUAUAACGUUCCGCGUCACUCGUUUGUUUUUAUUUUUUACUUUCCCCGCGGGUAAAAACAAAUAACCCGUCUACUGUGAUCCGAGCGGAAGCGCGAGUAUAAUAUUUUAUAAUUUGUUUUUUUAUGUCUCCCUCUUGGUUUUCGUAUCUAUAGCGAUUCGCUUUCAAUAAUUUUUUUAUACCGACAGUUCUUGGGUGCGAUGUUGCGUUCUCCCUAUCUCCCCUCUCCCCCUCACCACUCUAUCGUCGCUUUUAGUUCGCUAAUGUAACCGCAAAAUCAAUAAUCCAAGGCUGAGAGGUUUUUAAAGACUUAUUCAAUUGGUAAGGUUAAGUCAAGACGGUCCAAAAUGAUGACAAAUAUCGCUACGUCUCGUAAUGUUAAGUUAGGAUUUUUUACAGUAAAGGUUAUGGUUUAGUUUGAUCUUUUUUUUUUAACCGAAAAUAUAGUUUGGUACAGAAUCGCGACGGCCUAAAGCGAAGCAACGAUGUUUCUGUACGAUUAACAACCCCCCUUCCGCGCGUCGCGGGGGCGGGGCGGGCUUUUUUUUAAUAUAUUUUUUUUGUCUAGUAGGUUUGGUUCUGUUCGUAUCUUUUCUACUUCGCUGUAAUUGGUAAUUAAUAAAUCGUUUUCUCCCCCAUCGCCGUAUAAACAAAACUAACAGGGUGUUUUUAAUGUCGCGCGAAUUUUUUUUCUUUUCGAUGAUUUCGGGUUUUUUGGGGCCGUACGCGUCGCCCGGGUAAAUUUGUGUAUGGAUUCAAGUGCAAUUAUGGCUAACCUGCGACAAAACGAAAAUGUGAUAUUUUUUAUUGUAAAUAUUUUACAAGAGAUUUCAAAAUAAAAAAAAACUAAAUCGAUAAAAUUAAGGUUAUUUUUUAUUGUAUUGCGGAGGCGCGCGCGUAUCUCUCUCGAAGAACCUGUAACUUUACUGUAGAAAUUAUUUGUAUAUGUGUAGAGAUGUUUCAGUGUAAUAUAAAAAAUACCUAUUUAAAAUAUAUUAAUGUUAAGCAGUGCAUUUAAAAUGAAA
Cylas formicarius (sweet potato weevil) is the source of this 4316-nucleotide messenger RNA. Its product is annotated as protein BTG1-like. The transcript is spliced from 5 exons. NCBI's taxonomy places the organism in Eukaryota, Metazoa, Arthropoda, Insecta, Coleoptera, Brentidae. The record is from RefSeq and is a predicted model, not a curated record. Gene Ontology annotation, biological process: negative regulation of cell population proliferation; negative regulation of mitotic cell cycle. The coding region runs from base 248 to 1066 and encodes 272 amino acids. Gene Ontology annotation, cellular component: nucleus; cytoplasm.